AUGAUCGCGGGAAGUCACACCCACACCUUCCCAUGGAACGAGGGCGACGUCAACAAACGGCAUGCUGAGGAAUAUGUCUCAGAUUGCGCUAAACACUAUCACCUCCAACGAGACGAGCUGGAAGCCGAUCUACGAAGCCUACAUCAGCGCUUGAUCCAAUAUAACAGUUAUGUAGAGACUCACAUUCGACAAUAUGACCGCCGAUUCAAGGAGGUGGUUGGUGUCGAUUCCGAAAGUUUUGCCCAUGGCUAUCAAGCUCUGAAUUCGCUUCGAAUCCCGCCAGUGGUGAAGAAAUGUCGGUUGCCACACGGACUACAGUCACCGACGUUGAGUGUCUUGACUGAACCUAUCAACAGUAGCCAGUCAAGCACUCGAAGCGAGGUCCACGUUGAUCCAGACGCAUCAGGUUCCAAAGGAACGCUGGAUCCAUCCACCGCUAUUGCAGGAGGGACUACAGCUCCAGAGAAGGAAGUAACAAGUCCAGGUAACCCAUCGCCACUGUCACAAGAUGAUGGUGCCCAGGGCCAACAACUUCAGAGCCAAGACGAUUCGGGCCCAUUGCAGCGUACCGAGAGUUCUGGCGCUAGAGCCAUGACAGAUCAAGUCGCUGGGAUCUCCGGUAUCACGUCGGCGACGCCUCAUGAUGUAUUAGAUACUCUAGGAGCUAAAGUUCCUCCAAAUCUUGACCCGAGAAGCUCCUCAGAUCCGCUUCUCAUACCACCGUCUGAUGUCGCAGAAGACCAAGCUCAGACUGAUGAGGACCCCCUAGAUGAUAUAGGGGAGGAAGACGAUGACAAUCCCUUCGACUUAUCCUACGAUCCAGCACAAGAUCGGGCGAGCUCAGGAGGAGUUUUCACUGGGAAGAAACGAAGAGCUGCCAAUGGCCCCUCGUCUGAUAUCCGAUUCAGGAAGAAGCGCCGAUCAACGCUGGGCGACUAUGUUAACGACCUGUUAUGUGUCGAACGUACCAUUACAGUUGAUCAGUAUAUUGAAGGAGAAGGAAUAUUCUGCGUGAAGCAGUGGCCGGGGUAUCUUUACGUACUACGCUGCGGCAUCGCCGGCUGUAGUGAGAGGAUCUCCUACUCCAAGCCGUUCAAAGGAGACGCUACAUAUAGGCACUUCAAUAGGCACUAUGCCGAUGGAAUCAGCCGGUGUGAGGCAUACAUUGCUGUCCACUAUGCCUACAAGAUUGUCGGGUGGGAUAACGUAUGGAGGAAGGAGAGAAAGCGACAGAUUCACAGAUGUCUUCUUGAAGACUAUCAGCGAGAGGCUGUCACUCAAAAUAGUCCUCGUCAACCGUUGUCCAAUCUUCCACCUCCUCAAGACAACGCUCUGGGAGAACUCGUAUCCCCAAUAGACAUAACGGCGGUCACGCCGAACCUAGCAGAGGAGCUUACCAGUAUUACAAAUGAGAAUGGUUGCCUAGCCAUAAGUAACAGCCUAUACCCCCAGACCAGCGACGGGAGUUCUUUCAUCAAUUGUAAUGCUGGCAGUCAACUUAUUGACCAGAGUGCCGAAGAAGCCGACAGUUCUCAAUUUACCCAGUCCGUAGAAGGAUCGCACAGACAGCGUACCCCUUUCCCUCGUAGAUUCGCUCGCCCUGAAGCAGAUACUGAAGUCACGUGA
Neoarthrinium moseri is the source of this 1626-nucleotide messenger RNA. RefSeq lists its product as uncharacterized. NCBI's taxonomy places the organism in Eukaryota, Fungi, Ascomycota, Sordariomycetes, Amphisphaeriales, Apiosporaceae. The transcript has 5 exons. The record is from RefSeq and is a predicted model, not a curated record. Bases 1 to 1626 code for a protein of 541 amino acids.